GGUGCCAUUGUCAGUAAAUCCGUCGUACCGAACGUAUCGUAUGCACUACCUGAUGUUUCUUGGUUGAAAGUUUUCUAACGAGAAAGUUUAUCUUGAAACCUGUAUACUGUGCGAUUGUUUUUCAGUGUAUGAGUAUCACCAUGCUUGAUAAACGAUUACAAGAGUAUCGCAAGUACCAACAAAUAACUAAGAUUCUACUCAUCGUCAGUGGUUGUUGGUAUAUGUCCAAAAAAUCCGGCAAAUCCACGCGCUACUGGCCAGUGUGUGCGUUUUUGUUAAUGAUAAUGUACCUAACAAUGUCCUUUCGUGCGGUCUAUAUUUUUAGACACAAAUUUACAAUUGUGAUGAAAAUGGUAGGCGUGGUUAUGUCUUCAGUUAGCGCUACUAUCAAGGUGUCCAUCUUCAUGAUAAAUCGCAACUCUCUGAUUAAUAAUCACCGGACGUUGAAUGAUUUUUAUGAGGAGGAGCUUGUGCAAAACGAAAAAAUCCGUUCGAUAAUAUUUUCGUCCCUGCGUACAACUUAUACCAUAGGGUAUACAUAUGUGAUCCUUCUGAUAGGAUUGGUCAUGGCAUAUAUUGUACCUCCGUAUAUAUUCAUAAUUCGCAAUAUUUCCCACUUCAAUUCAAUUACGAAUUACACCCUGCCGAUCAGCAGAGGGUACGGAUACUUCUGGACCGUUCCCGAUAAUUUUUUGUAUCAUCUUCAUUUAAUCGUCGAAACGAUUAUCGCGACGGUCAGUUGCAUUACGGCGUGCGCCGUCGAGAAUGUUUUUGGUUUCUUUGCCUACCAAUUGGCCUCGACGAUGCGCGGUAUGACUUACAGGCUCACGAAUCCUCUGCCCAAUGAGCAAUUUUCGGAUCUGUUGAAAACGUGCAUUGAAAAGCAUCAGAAGUUGCUGCGAUGUCGCGACAUACUGGAAAAAGUCUAUGGACCCAUCAUCUUUUGGCAUAUUAUCACCAAUGCUAUGCUUUUCUGCUCGUUGAUAUACGAUAUUACAACGCAAUUUGAAUUUACUGUUGUCAGCACACUUACGUUUCUGAUAUGGUCUUUAAUAAAGCUGCUCCAAAUGUUUAUAUACGCAUGGAACGGCACUGUUAUUACAAAUGCGAGCGAUGAUUUUCGUAAUGGAAUAUACUUUGGCGAGUGGCCUAAAUCUGAUCUCGACCGUCACGUCAGAACAAAUGUUAUGCUGACGAUGAUGCAAAAACCGAUGACUAUAUAUGCAAUUUUCUCUCGCGUCGAGAUAGUCUUGUUCACGAAUUUUGUAAACACUACAAUGUCCUAUUUCUUCUUGUUACAAUCUAUUGGUGAUAAAAGCGAAUAAAAAUGUUCUAUCUAUGUCUCGUAAACUCUGGCAAACACAAUAUUACGUUAAUAAGAGAAUAUAAUUUGAAAGUACAAUCAAUGCUUUAUUAACUUUUUAUUAUUAUACUAUUAGGAUUUAAAAUGUUUAAACUGUUUGUUUUAAAAUAUAUAAAUGAUUGAGGGGAUUA
Messenger RNA from Solenopsis invicta (red fire ant), 1494 nucleotides. RefSeq names its product odorant receptor 9a-like. Gene Ontology annotation, biological process: detection of chemical stimulus involved in sensory perception of smell; sensory perception of smell. Lineage: Eukaryota; Metazoa; Arthropoda; Insecta; Hymenoptera; Formicidae. The transcript is spliced from 6 exons. Gene Ontology annotation, cellular component: plasma membrane. Gene Ontology annotation, molecular function: olfactory receptor activity; odorant binding. Bases 129 to 1325 code for a protein of 398 amino acids. The record is from RefSeq and is a predicted model, not a curated record.